Molecule: messenger RNA, 3951 nt
Organism: Scophthalmus maximus (turbot)
Lineage: Eukaryota; Metazoa; Chordata; Actinopteri; Pleuronectiformes; Scophthalmidae
Gene: clstn2a
Product: calsyntenin 2a
Exons: 18
Coding region: 104-2935 (943 amino acids)
Biological process (GO): homophilic cell-cell adhesion; positive regulation of synapse assembly; positive regulation of synaptic transmission
Cellular component (GO): postsynaptic membrane; cell surface
Molecular function (GO): amyloid-beta binding; X11-like protein binding; calcium ion binding
Source: RefSeq, a predicted model, not a curated record
CGGGGACUGUCUGCUCCUCGCGCUCGGGAGGUGAGAUCCAUGAUUUGAGCAGAGCAGAGCAGAGGAGCGGGCAGAGCGACUUGAACCUCACGGCUCGACCACCAUGCGGACAUCCGGGCUCUGUUUCUGGCUGCUGUGCCUCGUCUGGGGCCGCUCCCGCGCUGUCGGCGGAAAAGUGAACAAGCACAAGCCGUGGAUAGAGACAUCUUACCACGGUGUGAUCACGGAGAACAUGGACACGGUGCUGCUGGACCCCCCUCUGGUGGCGCUGGACAAGGACGCCCCGGUUCCCUUUGCUGGGGAGAUUUGUGCCUUUAAGAUCUAUGGUCAGGAUGCCCCGUUUGAGGCGGUGGUGUUGAAUCGCACAUCGGGAGAGGGCGUCCUGAGGGCCAGUGGCCCUGUGGACUGUGAGAGCCAGAAAGAGUACACCUUCAUAAUCCAGGCCUACGACUGCGGGGCCGGACCCAGCGGGGCCGACUGGAAGAAAUCACACAAGGCGGUGGUUCACAUCCAGGUAGAUGACAUCAACGAGUUCUGUCCUGUGUUUCGGGAGCCUCUGUACAAGGCGUCGGUUACAGAAGGCAAGAUAUAUGACAGCAUUUUGCAGGUGGAAGCAUGGGACCAGGACUGUUCCCCACAAUACAGCCAAAUCUGCAACUAUGAGAUUGUCACCUCAGGGACGCCUUUCGCCAUCGACCGCAAUGGAAACAUCAGAAAUACAGAGCGACUGAGCUAUGACAAGCAGCAGAGCUACAAGAUCAUGGUGACGGCCUUUGACUGUGGUCAGAAGAAAGCAAAGGACGAUGUGGCUGUGCAUAUUGAUGUCAAGCCCGUCUGCAAACCAGGAUGGCAAGGUUGGAACAAGCGUGUGGACUAUGAACCAGGCACUGGGAGCAAGCAGCUGUUCCCCAAGAUGCACCUGGAAACCUGCGGCGGUCCCCUGUCUGGCGUGAGGGCGAUGGUGGAGCUGCAGACCAAUCACAUCGGGAAGGGCUGCGACCGUGAAACGUACUCCGAAAAGUCUCUGCAAAAACUCUGUGGUGCAGCAUCUGGCAGCACCGACCUCCUCCCUGCCCCCAGCCCCUCCACAAACUGGACGGCGUCUCUGCUGACUGACAGUGGGCGAGACAGCGACCUCAUCUACAGAUUCGACGGGCGUCAGGCUGCCAAUGUUCCAGAUCACGUGGUGCCCCAAAACCUAACAGACCAGUUCACCAUAGCAACCUGGAUGAAGCACGGGCCCAGUCCGGGACUCAGGGCUGAGAAGGAAACCUUGCUAUGCAACUCUGACAAGACCGAGACGAACCGCCACCAUUACUCUCUGUAUGUUCACAACUGCCGCCUGGUGUUCCUGCUCAGAAGAGAUUUCACCCAGGUCGACACUUUCAGACCUGCCGAGUUCCACUGGAAACUGGAGCAGAUCUGUGACAAGGAAUGGCACUAUUAUGUGAUCAAUGUGGAAUUUCCUGCAGUCACACUAUUUGUGGAUGGUGUGACCUAUGAGCCCUACCUGGUGACGGAUGACUGGCCGAUCCACACCUCAAAGAUUGAUACACAGCUGACUGUGGGUGCCUGCUGGCAAGGCGGAGAGGUAGCAACCCCAAGGUUCACCCAGUAUUUCCAUGGCAGCCUGUCGGGUCUGACAAUCCGACCAGGCCGCAUUGAAACGCAGAAGGUUAUCUCCUGUUUGCAGGCCUGUAAAGAAGGACUUGAUAUCAACUCCCUCGAAAGCCUAGCUAAGGACAUCAAGUUCCAUUUUAACCCUGCGCAGUCUGUGCUGGUGGUGGAAGGAGAGGAUGUGGACAGCAUCAACACGGCCAUGACCAAGGUCUCCUACAUCAACUCUCGCCAGUUCCCCACAGCGGGCCUGCGGCGAUUACACAUCACCACCACAGUACAGUGUUUCGGGGAGGACACGUGUCUCUCCAUCCCGGACGUCAAGGCGGUCGUCAUGGUGCUGCCGCCCAGUGAACCGAGGAUCACGAUUACAGGAUCUAAUCGACUGGUCAGGCCUGCCGCCGACCUGCAGGGCCCGCUGGGUGUGGCCCCCUUCAAAGAGCUUCACAUCACCAGCACCGUGAUGAAGGGAGACAGCUUCGGUGGAUUCCGUAGGCCAGGUGUGAUGGAGGUGAUGCAUAACCUGGACUACUGUGACAUCCUGCUCAUUGGAGAGGAACUGAACCCUGACAGAGAGAGUCUGGAGAUUCGUCACAGCGCCUUGUUGGGAAAACACCUGGACGCCACCAACUCCACCUCUGGAAUUUCAAUAUAUGGUGUGGACUCCAUGGCCCACUAUGAGCAGGCACUGAGACAGGUUCGCUACAGGAGCUGGCGACCUGCCACCCUGAGUGAGAGAAGGUUCAGGCUCACCUGCUCUGAACUCAACGGGCGUUACACCAGCAACGAGUUCAAUCUGGAGGUCAGCGUUCUUCACCGCUCGGCGCCUGUGGAGCACGUCAAUCAUAUUGCAGCCCAGCCUCAGUACAUGAGACCUGUCCAUCACCCACUCAUGAUACACACUCUCAACUCACACAUGUCAGGAACAGCACCACCAGCAGCCACAGUAGUAAUUGUGGUUUGUAUCGCUGCCCUGGUUGUGAUUGUGGUGAUCGGGGUGUACAGGAUCCACACCACUCACCAGGAGGAGUCCAGAGAGGACGAGGACGAGGUGAAAGACCCUGAGGAAUGGGACAACUCCGCCCUCACCAUCACCGUCAACCCCAUGGAGAACAUAAGAGGAGCUAAGGCUGUGGAUGAGGAGAUUAAAGAAAAGAACCGGGAGGAGGAGGAGGAGGAUGAAGAACAAGGAUUGACAAGUGCUGAGUCAGACAACAGUGAUGAAGAUGAAGAGGAGGAGGAGGAAGAGAGAGAAGAAGUUAGGAAGAGGAAGCAAAGGGCAAAACUUGAGUGGGACAGUUCCUCCAUAACAUACUGACGACACACACACACACACACACACACACACACACACAUAAAUAUAUACCUACAUAUACACAACAGUCUCUGCAAGUUUCUCUUUCUCUUUCUUUCUCCCUAUCACACACACACACACACACACACACACACACACACACACACACACACACACACACACACACAGCUAAAUCAAACCUGAUAAAAAUGAUUUACAAGCCAUUGCUGGAAACAAAACUUCACUUUGAACCGCCCCAAGCCGUCAUUUUUGAUGAAACGUCUCCCUCUGCUGGACAAAGUCAGAAGUACAGAACCAGCUGCAGUCCCACAGUGCUGCAACAGCGUUUGUGUCACAUCACAGUCAGUAAAGCAGAGCAAAAUCCAGUAUAUCAAACAAGCACAGUCUUUCGCUGAUACAUAAAUUCUCAACUCUGAAGCGAUCAAGAGUGAAAUCUUAAUUAUGGCGACACAAGGAGGAUAUUUACAGUUACAUGUGUCCCCCGAUCACUUUUGUAUUGUUUCCUCUUCUAAACACACUGUCUGCGAGAUGGCGAGUUAUUAACAGAUGUAACGGCGAGAUGUAUCCAUAUACAUGAUAUCCAUUAAUAAAUGUAUCCAUUAACCUUUUUAAUAUAAUUCCUUCGGCCUAUUUAGUAGAUAUAAAAUAGUUGUACUGUCACUACGUGUGUUUCCUCUGUUUUCAUCUUUAACUCAAACCAGACACCUUUCCGUCCUGAACGUGUGUGUAUGUGUGUGUGCGUAUGCAUGUGCAUGCACGCGUGUGUAUGCGUGUGUGCGUGUGUGUGUGUGAUCAGUGCUGAGUUUAAACACGUCACAGUGCCGUGGUUCUGUGGCCUGGAGACAAGACAGAAAUGUUACUCAUCCCUUGCAUACAUGUUUCCCAUUUACAUACAAUCCAAAGCUGACUCAUUAUCUUAUCUUUUACUUUUACUUUUGAUUUCUGAUGCUGUGUAUUUAAAAGCUAAACUUAUAACUUUUCUGACUGCUUGUAGCUGAUCGACAAAAAAGUCGAUUGCA